UCUCUGAGUGCCGGUGAUAGCGCGUUUGGUCGCUCCCACUCUCCGGCUCACCCACAGGUACCAUCAUGGCGCUGCACGUCCCCAAGGCCCCGGGCUUUGCCCAGAUGCUGAAGGAAGGAGCCAAGCACUAUUCUGGAUUGGAAGAAGCAGUGUUCCGGAAUAUCCAGGCCUGUAAAGAGCUCGCUCAGACUACUCGCACAGCGUAUGGGCCGAAUGGAAUGAACAAGAUGGUUAUCAAUCAUUUGGAGAAGCUUUUUGUUACAAAUGAUGCUGCCACCAUUAUACGGGAGCUAGAGGUCCAGCAUCCGGCUGCCAAAAUGGUUGUCAUGGCUUCCCACAUGCAAGAGCAGGAAGUUGGAGACGGCACUAAUUUUGUUCUGGUCUUUGCUGGCGCUUUACUUGAGCUGGCAGAAGAGCUUCUGCGAAUGGGACUGUCUGUAUCCGAGGUGAUCGAAGGCUAUGAGAAGGCCUGUAAGAAAGCCUUGGAAAUCCUCCCCGACCUGGUGUGCAGCUCUGCCAAGAACUUACGUGACAUUGAUGAAGUUGCGUCCCUUCUUCAGACUUCCAUCAUGAGCAAGCAGUAUGGCAACGAGCUCUUCCUUUCUAAGCUCAUUGCCCAGGCAUGUGUCUCCAUCCUGCCCGAGUCUGGCCAUUUUAAUGUUGAUAACAUCAGAGUGUGCAAGAUUUUGGGCUCAGGUAUCUGUGCCUCGUCUGUCUUGCACGGCAUGGUUUUCAAAAAGGAAGCAGAAGGCAAUAUUUCUUCUGUGAAAGAUGCCAAAAUCGCAAUCUAUUCCUGUCCAUUCGACGGCAUGAUCACUGAAACUAAGGGCACCGUGCUGAUAAACAGCGCGCAGGAACUGAUGAACUUCAGCAAAGGCGAAGAGAAUCUCAUGGAAGAGCAAGUAAAGGCAAUCGCAGAAGCAGGGGCCACUGUUCUUGUGACAGGGGGCAAAGUUGCUGACAUGGCUCUCCAUUACGCAAACAAGUACAACCUCAUGGUAGUAAGGUUAAACUCCAAAUGGGAUCUUAGAAGACUGUGCAAAACUGUGUGUGGAACUGCCCUUCCCAGGCUGACCCCUCCUACAGCAGAGGAAAUGGGGCGCUGUGACAGUGUUUACUUGUCAGAAGUUGGGGAUACACAGGUUGUUGUGUUCAAGCACGAAAAGGAAGACGGCGCCAUUGCUACGGUUGUGAUCCGUGGCUCUACAGACAAUCUCAUGGACGAUGUGGAACGAGCAGUAGAUGACGCCGUGAAUACUUUCAAAAUCCUCACAAGGGACAAGCGCCUUGUGCCUGGAGGCGGAGCCACUGAAGUUGAGUUGGCAAAACAGAUCACAUCUUAUGGAGAGACCUGCCCUGGGCUUGACCAGUACGCCAUUAAAAAGUUUGCCGAAGCAUUUGAGUCCAUUCCAAGAGCAUUGGCGGAAAAUUCUGGUGUCAAGGCCAAUGAGAUCAUCUCCAAACUCUACGCAAUGCACCAGGAAGGCAACAAGAACGUGGGCUUUGACAUUGAGGCGGAGAGUGCGGCAGUGAAAGACAUGAUGGAAAGUAACAUCCUGGACACGUAUCUAGGGAAAUACUGGGGGAUAAAGUUGGCUACAAAUGCAGCGAUCACUGUACUUAGGGUUGACCAGAUUAUAAUGGCAAAGGCAGCUGGUGGACCAAGAGCCCCCAAACAGCAAGGACACUGGGAUAAGGAUGAUUGGCAAGAUGAACCAGACAAAUCUUAGGGCUCUAUUAUCAUGGCAAAACCAGCAGGCGGCCCAAAAGCACCCACGGGAAAGAAGGACUGGGACGAUGACCAAAACGACUGAAUACCGCCUUUCUGAAUCCGUUGGUCUAAUCAGUGUGUGCAGUACAGAUUACCGAGUCGCUUUUUUUUUUUUUUUUUUGCAAUUUGUUCACUUACCCUUAAGUUAAAUAAUACUGUAUAAUAAACAUUCAGUUUCUGA
Molecule: messenger RNA, 1952 nt
Organism: Xenopus tropicalis (tropical clawed frog)
Lineage: Eukaryota; Metazoa; Chordata; Amphibia; Anura; Pipidae
Gene: cct8
Product: chaperonin containing TCP1 subunit 8
Biological process (GO): protein folding
Cellular component (GO): intracellular protein-containing complex; centrosome; cytosol
Molecular function (GO): ATP-dependent protein folding chaperone; ATP binding; ATP hydrolysis activity
Source: RefSeq, marked provisional